Molecule: messenger RNA, 2457 nt
Organism: Meira miltonrushii
Lineage: Eukaryota; Fungi; Basidiomycota; Exobasidiomycetes; Exobasidiales; Brachybasidiaceae
Product: small oligopeptide transporter
Exons: 2
Coding region: 1-2358 (785 amino acids)
Biological process (GO): transmembrane transport
Molecular function (GO): oligopeptide transmembrane transporter activity
Source: RefSeq, a predicted model, not a curated record
AUGAGUACCGAAACGAAGGAAGAUAUUACGCCCACCGACGAGAAAAAGAUUCAUCUCGUAUCCACAGAUGAAGAAGCAAAAGCGGCAAAAGAAGUACUGGAACAACUUAAAAAGCUCAAAAGGCAACAAUUGGCAUGGGAUCCUAACUUGCCCGACGAAGUCGACAAUGAACUCGAUGAAGCGUUUGAUACUGAUGACUACAAAGAACGCAUGCACAUUGCCGAGGAAUUACUUGAAAACAGCGGUCAUUCAAACACGAUCCGUGCCUGGUUCUUUGGCAUGAUCUUUGCAACGCUUGGAUCAGCUUGUAAUGCUUUAUUAAGUAUGCGAAAUCCGUACAUCGUUAUCAACACAUAUGUGGUGCAAAUUAUAGUUUUUCCCAUGGGUGUCGCCUGGGCAAAAUGGUUACCAGAAGGUCGUUUUAGAUUGUUUGGCCGUGAACUUAUGCUGAAUCCAGGGCCUUUUUCUCAAAAAGAGCAUGCUUUAAUCGUGAUUAUGGCAAAUGCAUGCUUUGGCGGCGGGGCUGCGUAUGCCUUAGAAGUGAUUAUUGCUCAACGUGCAUUUUACAACCAACACUUUGGCUAUGCUUUUGAAAUUUGUUUAGCAAUGUCAAACAUGAUGCUGGGUUUUGGUAUGGCUGGUUUCUUCAAUCGAUUCUUAGUACAGCCAGCUGCGAUGAUUUGGCCGGGCAACUUGGUUAAUACAGCAUUAUUUACUGCUCUUCACGAUCGACCCAUUCCCGAUCCUGCAAAGACGUCUGGAUGGAAAAUUAAUCGUUAUCGUUUUUUCACUUAUGUGAUGAUAGGAUCAUUUGUCUGGUUCUGGUUCCCGGGAUACAUGGCGCCAUUUUUAAGUUAUUUCGCUUGGGUAACAUGGAUUGCUCCUCAAAAUGUGGUGGUAAAUCAAUUAUUUGGUCAAGCAACUGGAUUGUCAUUUAUUCCUUUGACUUUUGAUUGGACUCAAAUUUCUGGUUUCAAUUUCAGUCCAUUAAUCGCUCCAUGGCAUGCGAUCGGCAAUACAUUGAUAGGCUUAGUCAUUUUUAUUUGGAUCCUUACACCUGCAAUGCAUUAUAGCAACUACGCCUGGUCUGACUAUCUUCCAAUUUCUGACCCCAAUACAUAUGACAACACAGGUCAGAUUUACAAUGUUUCGCGCAUUAUCGAUCCCGUCACAUUUGUCUUUGAUGAGGAAAAGUACAAAGCCUAUUCACCUGUUUUUCUCUCAACGACUUUCACUCUUUGUUACGGCUUGUCAUUUGCAGCGAUCUCUUCGGUUCUUACGCAUACGGUUAUCUAUAACGGAAAGGACAUAUGGAGGAUGCUAAAAAAGUUCAACGAGAUCGAGGACGAUAUCCAUUCUCGAUUAAUGGCAAAAUACAAACCUGUUCCGCUGUCAUGGUAUAUGGCUGUUUUCAUUGCUACUUUUGCUAUGGCAAUGGGUAUCACAGUUGGUUUUAAAACCCAUUUAGCAGCUUGGGCUUUGAUCCUGGGUAUCUUUGUUGGAUUCGUAUUCUUUUUGCCAAUCGGCUUGAUUGCAGGCACAACAAAUAUUUGGAUUGGAUUAAAUGUGUUGUGCGAAUUCAUGAUAGGCUACAUGCAGCCAGGACGGCCUUUGGCAGGCAUGAUGUUCAAGGCAUACGGUUAUAUGGCUUUAUAUCAAGGUUUAGGAUUUGCAAACGAUAUGAAGUUGGGUCAUUACAUCAAAAUACCGCCGCGCGUCACUUUCACGGGUCAAAUGGUAGCGACUGCAUGGUCUGCAAUCGUACAAGUUGGAAUGAUGAAUUGGGCUUUGGGAAAUAUUGAAAAUAUUUGUCAUCGUGAUCAAAAAGACCAUUUUUCCUGCCCGAACGCUCGUGUUUUCUUCAAUUCAAGCGUUAUUUGGAACCUCAUCUCUGGAAGACGAGUAUUUUCACCGGGUGCAACGUAUUCACACGUGUUAAUCUUCUUUUUACCGGGAUUCAUUUUACCAAUCGUUUUUUGGCUUAUUGCAAAAAAAUGGCCAAAGUCACCUGCAAAGUAUCUUUGUGCACCUAUUAUUUACGGCUCUCUCUCCCUCAUUCCGCCUGCUACUCCCAUGAAUUACGCCACAUGGGGUCUUGUUGGUUUUAUCUUCAAUAAAUGGAUCAAAAACCGUUGGCGCGGAUGGUGGAUGCAAUACAAUUAUACCCUUUCGGCUGGCUUGGAUGUUGGCUUAGCUUUAUCAACGAUCUUUAUUUUCUGUACUCUUCAACUCACGAAAACAAAUUUUCCAACUUGGUGGGGAAACGGUAAAGCACAACAAACGAUGGAUUUAACAAAUACUGCUAUACGCAAACAUGUAGCAGAAGGAGAAUAUUUUGGUCCGAGGACGUGGUCAUAAGGUGAUUUCUAUGAACGAGAUUCUUGUGAUGAUUUUCUAUUUCUGUUGAUACUUUGAGAGAAUUGAUGAAUGUAAUAAUGAUUUGAAAGAAUGAAGAGG